AUGCUUCCCGAUGGCCUCCCCACAGGCGUGCACGUGGUCAUGCUGAUGACGCGCCGGAAGCACAUCGAGCACGCGGAUUCCUGGCUAGGUGUGCGCAGCGCGUGCGAGCGGUUGCUGAUGGAGCGACAGAUGGCUUUGAAGGGGGAGAUGCAGAUGUACCUUUGCUGCUUAUUGCCGAGGUUUUGGCCCUUGAGAUGGUUCUGGCGCUAUCGCAUGUGCAGUUGGGCGCGGCUGCUGGAGGAGGAGGAGCAGACACAGGUGCACAUCCUCUCCUGCACCAAGUGGUCCAGCUUCUUCCAGAAGAUGCAGAUCCACAAUGAUGGGCGAGCGCACACCAUGGUGAUACGCAACGAUGGAGAGAUUCUUUGGGUGGGCCACGACCGUUUCCAAGAACAGUUCCACGAGAGGGAAAUGGUGAAUGUGGUGAAUGAAGAGUGCCAGUCACGCGAAGACGCCAAGCUGCUGGAAGGGGGCGUCACUGGAGCCAUCGAAGCAUCCGAGGAGUUGACUGUCGCGGCAGGAGACGGUCGAGUCGAUGCGGGUCAAAAGGGAGCGGAUCGUGAUUGGAUCCGGUCGCUGCGCGCCGAGCUGGCCGCGCUCGCGCGGACGGUCCGCGCGGACGGAAGGGACGCUGAGCAGAUGGAGACCACAGAGGCGCCGGUUUGCGACUCAGGACUCUUUUUGGCCGUUCUCGUUGCCCUGCCACGAUCGCGUGCCAAGCUCUACACACGGCGCCCAGAGCUGCGGAGCACGGUCGCUGCAGUUGCGGAGGUCGUGGAAGUUGCGGAAGAUUCCACGGUGGAGGAGGAGCCGUGGCUUCAGAGCUAUUUGAAGCAGGCAAAUUCCAAGCCACCGGCUGAAAUCCGGCAGCUCUUUCUUGAGGCGGUGAGGGAGCGGGGCUUGGAGCUGUAUGAUGCACAGCGCGAAGCGAUCGAGCAGAUCUUUGACGAUGUCCACGUGGUGUUGAACACUCCAACAGGGAGCGGUAAGUCGCUGGUGGCCAUGGCCAUGCUCUUCCGCGCCGUAGCCGAAGAAGCACGGGCCUACUACACCUGCCCAGUCAAGGCCUUGGUGAGCGAGAAGUUCUUCGCGCUUUGCAGGGACUUUGGCUCGGAGCUCAUCGGAAUGGCUACCGGGGACGUGAGCAUCAACUCUCAGGCCUCCAUCAUUUGCUGCACUGCAGAAGUCUUGGCCAACGUGGCCCUGCGUGGAGCCAACCAUGACCUUCAGUAUGCGGUCAUGGAUGAAUUCCACUUCUUCGCGGACAAAGGCCGUGGAUAUGCAUGGGAAGUGCCCCUCUUCCGCCUUCCACAGGUGACGUUCCUGUUGAUGUCCGCCACCAUGGGCCGCAACGAGGCCUUGAACGCCAACCUCGAGCGCUUCACAGGGAGAGAGGUGUCGGUGGUGACGUCGACUGAACGGCCGGUACCCUUGGAUUGGUCGUACCUCUUCAAGAACGUCCGAGAGGCGAUCUUUGAGUUGGUGGCCGAUGGCCGCGCGCCGAUCUAUGUGGUGAGCUUCACACAGGAUGCGGCUGCCACGUUGGCGCAAUCGUUGAUCACAAAGGAGUUGGCACCAUCGGAGGAGCAGAAGCACACCUUGUCCGAGGCCAUGAAGUCCACGGACUUCGACACCCCCUACGGCCCCAGUCUCCGAGCGCUUCUGCUGAAUGGCAUUGGUCUGCAUCAUGCAGGUUUGAUUCCAAAGUAUCGGCUGCUGGUGGAACAGAUGGCACAGUCAGGACUGUUGACGUGCAUUUGUGGGACUGACACCUUGGGUGUGGGGGUGAACGUGCCCAUUCGUAGCGUGCUCUUCACGCAGCUCUGCAAGUACAAUGGGGAAAGUACCGCUUUGCUCUCUGCUCGUGACUUCCAUCAAAUCGCCGGCCGCGCGGGACGCAAGGGCUUCGAUGAAGCGGGCAGUGUGGUGGCCGUGGCACCAGCACAUGAGGUCUACAAUCAGAAGCAUGCCGCCAGGAGAAGCCCAAGCAAAAGGCCAGCAUCUGGCGACGUGCUCGAACACCUGGACCCAACUUCGUUCGUUGGACGCAGAAGACGUUUGAAGAGCUCACUGAGAGCAGCCCUGCUGCUCUGGAGUCGCAGUUCCAGUUGA
Messenger RNA from Durusdinium trenchii, 2112 nucleotides. Lineage: Eukaryota; Dinophyceae; Suessiales; Symbiodiniaceae. The record is from the annotation of a GenBank genome assembly.